AUGGCCACUGAUACAGAGAGUGAUAGUGAAUCAUGGGAAUCGGGAGACAAUUCAGACACGAAUACAUUAUUAAGUGAAAUGGACAGCCCUUCAUGCAGUUACUGGGACUUUUCAAAACCAAGUACAAGCACUAGAUAUAAAUACCUCCCUGUAAAUGUUGACAAAUUUCAAAAACAAAGUGCCACAAAUGAAAAACAACAGGAAAAUGCAAAAGUAGACAAGAACACUAAAACUGACAGUGAUCAAACUGCAUCGUUUGGCAUAACAUCUUCAGCAAAAGCUUCAGAGAGUGACCGUUUAAUUCUAAAUCAAAAUGCCACAAAUGAAAAACAAAAGGAAAAUGCAAAAGAAGACAAGAACACUAAAACCGACAGUGAUCAAAUUGGCACAACAUUCUUAGCAAAAGCAUCAGAGAGUGACCGUUUCAGAGAUGUAACAGAUGCUGAUAUAAACUCCUUCCUUCAAGAGCAACUUAAUAAAAAUACUUCAAAGAAAACAAAGUCUGAUUUGAAAAUUUUCCAAUUAUUCUUAAAGUCAAAACAUGAUGAAAAAAGAAACAUUGAACAAAUACCACCACAACAGUUGGACAGAUACCUUAGUUUUUUCUUUCUUAGCGCCACAAAGGAAAAACAAACAAAUGGUACUUUUGAAUAUGAACCAUCAUCUCUUAAGUCAAUACAGCAGAGCAUUAGCCGACAUUUAAAGGAUAAUGAGUAUGGAUGUAAUAGUAUCACAGAUGAUGAGUUCCACAAAAGUCGUCAGACUCUGAGCGCAAAAUUUAAAAACUUAAAAUCACUUGGUCUUGGUAAUAAACCCAAUGCUGCAGACCCUUUGACAGAUGACGAUCUCAACAAAUUUUACAUGAAAAACGUUAUGGGGUCCAAUAGCCCUCGCUCACUUACAAAUGCAGUAUAUAUAAAUAACAAUUACCAUUUUGGUUUAAGAGGAGUAACUGAACAUUAUAAUUUAUGUUGGGGUGAUAUUUCAUUAAAAGUUGACACAAAUGGAGACGAAUACCUCCAGUAUUGUCGGGAAAGGCAGACAAAAACAAGACAGGGUGAAAAUAUAACAAAUCUAAGAAAAUCAGGACCAAUUGCAGUAGAAAACAAAAUUGACCGAACCAGAUGUCCUGUGUUUCAAUAUAAACUAUUUCGACAAAAAAGACCAGAAACCAUGAAAAAAGAGGAUUCCCCUUUUUAUAUUCAGGCUUCAACGUUUCAGGAUAAUAACUACGAAUCAAAAAUUCUUUGGUACAAAAAUCUCAGACUAGGAACUAAAUCAAUUUCUAAAAUAAUAAAAGAUAUGGCCACGGAAGCACUCCCCAAUAAUGAUAAAAGACUAACUGGCCACAGCGCAAGGAAGGGUUCAAUCCAAAAACAAAAAGACAAUGGGGUGCAAGACACAGAAAUUGUGCAAAGAACAGGACACAAAAAUGUUAACAGUUUGCUGUCAUAUUCCAAAACAAGCUUGGAACAACAACAAAAAACAUCUCUAAUGUUAUCUUCAACAAGAGAAACAGAUAAUAAAGAAAAUACCUCGCCAGUAUUAGAGGCAAUAACUUCGACACAGACUCAAUCAACUGUGAGCAACAACAGUAAACAGUCAAUUUACAAAGGAAAUUUUAAUUUUUCGCAAUUACAUCCGGCAAUGAGUGGUCUUUUCACCAAUGCAACAUUCCAUGGUGGAAAUUUCAAUUUUACAUUUAACAAUGGGCCAUCAUCGUCAUCAGAUCAACAACCCUCAGAUGUCAACAAACAGAACAAAAGAAAGCGUCUCUGCAUAAUUGACAGUGACAGUGAAAGUGAUUUCUAA
Molecule: messenger RNA, 1812 nt
Organism: Mytilus trossulus (common blue mussel)
Lineage: Eukaryota; Metazoa; Mollusca; Bivalvia; Mytilida; Mytilidae
Exons: 1
Coding region: 1-1812 (603 amino acids)
Biological process (GO): DNA recombination; DNA integration
Molecular function (GO): DNA binding
Source: RefSeq, a predicted model, not a curated record